Molecule: messenger RNA, 768 nt
Organism: Gossypium raimondii (Peruvian cotton)
Lineage: Eukaryota; Viridiplantae; Streptophyta; Magnoliopsida; Malvales; Malvaceae
Exons: 1
Coding region: 164-553 (129 amino acids)
Source: RefSeq, a predicted model, not a curated record
CCUUAGCCAAAUCUUCACCAUUUCUCUUUUUAUCGCGAUAUCCACACACAUAUAAGAAAGAGUUAUUUACAACAAAUUGGGAUUCAUUGCUUUUUAGUUUUCGAUUCAAGAGAGAGAAAAAAUAAAAAGAAAAGAUCAAGUGAGAGGUGGCAUCAACCAUACCAUGGCUGGUUUGCAAAGAUCUGCAGUGUCGUUUAGGAGGCAAGGAUCUUCAGGGAUUGUUUGGGAUGACAGGUUUUUGUCCGAGUUAACCCAAGCAAAUCAAGAACAACAAGACACCAAGCAAGAAGAACAAGCCCAGGUUGCGCAAGACAACAAUAACCCUGAAAAACUCGAUGCUAGUAAGGAUGUUAAGCCCACAAGAAACCUCCCACCCAUCAACACCAUCGAAAGGAGCCGAUCUAAUGGUGAAAGGCGAGGUUACCGUACCGGUAAGGUAUCCCCUGCUAUUGAGCCGCCAUCUCCCAAGGUUUCAGCUUGUGGUUUUUGCAGUGCUUUUGGGAAACAACCCAAGAAUCAUAGGAAAAAGCCUGGUAAGCGUAGAUCAAGAUAGGCCCUUUUUUAUUAUCUAUUCUUUCUCUUCUUCUUUUUUUAACUCUCUUGUAUUUUCCGGUACCGGAGUUGGAAAACUCCGGCGAACUUGUUGGAUAGUACUGGGUACAUUGAUUUCUGCCUUGUUAGGUUCUUUUAGAAAGAUUUAAGUAUAAAUUAAAGUCCAUCUAUAUGAACAGAGAUGUGGAGAAUAUCUAUAUUUUUUUUCUUUCUUUC